CGUAAUUUGCAAUGCGCAGGCGCAUCACCUGGCGGUAGAUUCGAGUGAGAGAGGGAGCGGGUGGAAGUGGAGUUAGGGGAAUGAGACAUAGAGAAGUACUGCGAGUGUUUCCCAGUUAAAGGUCCGGAAAUGCCGUGAAGGGAUUGGGGUAACGAGACUUUGGUCUACUCCCUGUACCGUAGGGACAGAAGAGAAAGAAAGAACGAAAGAGAGGACUAGAGGGGAGGGCCUGAGGGACAGGUUCAGUCGAGGACUGAGAUUGGGAGAGUGGAUCAGGCUCUGGCACAGGGACAUUGAGCUUCCCUCUAUGGAUUUACAUAGGGCCUCAACUAUAAUCAAGGGAUUGUAAUAGUGAAAAUCAAAUGAGAGAGGGAUUCAUGUUAUUAGGCCGCAUUUCUAAACAGUUUGAGUUUGACAGACCAUGCUUUGUUCCACUUAAUUAUAUUGAAGAAUAAGGCAAAUCAAGAAUUUUAGUGACCUGAUCAAUUAAUGGAUUGUGAGCUAACCUUGUUACAUUUGAUUGUGUAUGCACUGUAAUUGAGAUUAAUCAUAUUCAUUGAUAACUAAAGAAUAAUUGAUACUGAAACACAAAAUUUGACAUUGUGAAAAGAGAACUCUAUUCUUAAUAACAUUAUUAAAAAUAAUUAUUGAUUAAAGAGAGGGAGUAAACCAACUUGAUAUUAGAUUGAAGCACUAGAUUGAAAUGGGGUUUCUAAGGGCACAGGAAUUGUUUACCAGUAAUCUAUAAAGUACUCCACGUUUAUCUGAAAAGGCCAAGAUAUUAAGAGCAAACUCCAUUCAAAGGAAGCUGGAGAAGAAUUGCUACAUAACGUUAGACCUGAUAAUUUGACUCACUGAAGCACUGAAUCAACUGCUUGACAAUGGAAUAGAUGAAGAAGUCUCACUGGUCAGUGAUUAUGACCGAGAAGUUGGAUGAGACAUAGCCGAGCACAGGAGUCUUUCUUUUCAAGUAAAAUACAUCAUGGAAUUUUGAGAGAGAAGAAACUUGAUCGAAUAAGUUGUUAAAUUGCAUUGACAUCUGAUUUUUAAAAAAUGAGAAGAAGUCUAGCCCCAAGUCAGCUUGCCAAGCGAAAGCCAGGAUGUUUGUCGGAUGACGAUGAUGAUGUGAGUCCAAAACGGCGCAAACUGGCAUGGCAGCGAGACAAUGGUGAAAAUUUUAUGUCACCAUUUCGGAAACCACUAGCACAACUAACUAAUCGACCCAUGUGUCUUGACAGCAGCCAGCAUGAGGCUUUCAUUCGUAGCAUCCUGGCCAAGCCUUUUCGAGUGCCUAUUCCAAAUUAUACAGGUUCCCUUGGCCUGAAGGCAUUGGGGAUUAAGCGUGCAGGAGCCAGGCGAUCUCUUCAUGAUCCAUAUGAAGAAGGUGCUUUGGUACUUUACGAACCUCCACCUUUGAGUGCACAUGACCAACUAAAAGCUGACAAAGAAAAGCUUCCAGUACACGUGGUGGUUGAUCCUAUCUUGUCCUCUGUCUUAAGACCGCAUCAGAGAGAGGGUGUGAAGUUCAUGUGGGAUUGUGUGACAGGCCGUCGUAUUUCUGAUGGCUUUGGCUGCAUAAUGGCUGAUGAGAUGGGGCUGGGAAAGACAUUACAGUGCAUUUCCUUGAUGUGGACCCUCUUGCGUCAAAGUCCAGAUGCUAAGCCAGAAAUUGACAAAGUCAUUGUUGUGACUCCAUCCAGUUUGGUGAAAAACUGGUACAAUGAGGUUGAGAAGUGGCUGGGAGGAAGGCUGCAAGCAUUGGCAAUUGAUGGAGGCUCUAAGACUGAAAUUGACCAGAAACUGGCCGCGUUCAUGAACCAGCGUGGGUUGCGGAUUCCAACUCCAAUUCUUAUCAUUUCUUAUGAGACAUUCCGGCUACAUGCUGAUGUGCUUUGCAAGGGUGCUGUCGGCUUGGUCAUUUGUGAUGAGGGCCACAGGUUAAAGAAUUCAGACAACCAGACAUACCAGGCUCUGAACAAUCUAAAUGCUAAGCGCCGUAUAUUGAUCUCCGGAACUCCAAUCCAGAAUGACCUCCUGGAGUACUUCAGUCUUGUACAUUUUGUUAAUGCAGGAAUACUUGGAACUGCACAGGAAUUUAAAAAACGCUUUGAAUUGCCCAUCUUGAAGGGCCGGGAUGCAGAUGCAAGCGACAAUGAAAGACAGCAUGGAGAGGAGAAACUAAAAGAGCUGAUCAGCAUUGUGAAUAGAUGUUUAAUUCGAAGAACAUCAGAUAUUCUCUCCAAAUACCUGCCAGUGAAGAUUGAGCAGAUUGUCUGUUGCAGACUCACGCCUCUGCAGUCAGAGUUAUACAAGUUGUUCCUAAAACAAGCCAAACCAGCAUUAGAAAUGGAACAAGCUCAAAGUGGGAAGAUGAGUGUCUCCUCUCUGUCUUCAAUUACUUCACUAAAGAAGCUUUGUAACCAUCCAACACUGAUCUAUGAGAAAUGUGUGGAAGGUGAAGAAGGAUUUCAGGGAGCACUCGAUCUCUUUCCUAUGGGAUAUAGCACAAAAUCUGUGGAACCUCAGUUGUCUGGCAAGAUGCUCACCCUUGAUUAUAUUUUGGCCAUGACUCGAAGUACUAGCUCUGAUAAGGUGGUGCUGGUAUCAAACUACACUCAGACUCUCGAUUUGUUUGAGAAGCUCUGCAGAGACAGAAAAUACCUGUAUGUUAGAUUGGAUGGUACCAUGACAGUAAAAAAGAGGGCCAAAAUUGUGGAACGUUUUAAUAAUCCCACAAAUCCUGAAUUUAUCUUCAUGUUGAGUAGCAAAGCUGGUGGUUGUGGCUUGAAUCUGAUUGGUGCAAACCGGUUAGUCAUGUUUGAUCCUGACUGGAAUCCGGCUAAUGAUGAACAAGCAAUGGCUCGUAUAUGGCGAGAUGGACAGAAGAAAAUGUGCUACAUCUACAGGCUUUUGUCGACAGGGACAAUUGAGGAGAAGAUCUUCCAGCGUCAGACUCAUAAAAAGGCUCUGAGUAGCUGUGUAGUGGAUGAGGAGCAAGACGUUGAACGACAUUUCUCCCUCGGAGAACUUAAGGAGCUCUUUAGUCUAAAUGAGACCACAGCCAGUGAUACGCACGAUAGGUUGAAAUGUCGCCGCUGUGUAAAUGGACACCAGCACUACGGAAUGACCUUUCGUCUCCUUUUGGAGACAGGCUGAGCAGAGGGAGGACUGACAAUAUGUCUGGCUAAGGCUUCAGGUCAGUUUUAUGUCUUCUUACACAGUGGCUAAUAAUGACAGGCAUAUGCUUCCUUAACCUCCUACAUUAUCUACAUGUCCUGGUCCCUUCAAAGAUCUGUGGACCUGCACACCAAGGUGCCUUUGAUAUGCUAAAUGGUAAGACACUGAAAAUACAUGCGAACGCUGUUGCCUUGAUAGUCUUCCCAAAAUACAACCCUCACACAUUGUUUUUGCCACUGUUCAGAGCAAUAUACACAGGCUGUAGUCUCCGGAUUUCCUUGCCAUCUGUGAACAUGCUGAUCAUGCCUUAUUCCUUCAUGUCUUCCCUUGCCAUAAUAAGCAUCCUUCCUGUUUAACUGUACAACAGGGUGCUGUAAAAAUAGAAAUAUCAAAGAACACAAAAAUUCAGUCUUCACCCUACGUUAAUUGCUGAGAAAGCUAGAUACAUAUUAUUAUUAAUGCAAUCAGACUUCCAAAGCACAAGGCAAAACGUUUCCUGAAUUCAAAAGAAAGGUGAGUUUGUGUCAAGGUUUAAGUUCUUGAGCAUCUGAAAUACUGAUUGUCAGAAGAGUACUAAACUCCAUACAUUCAGGCCCCACUCGUCUCUCCUAUGAGAAAUAUUCAGGCUAAAUGGCAUCAAGAUGAUCGGUACAAACAGUAUAAAGGACACCUAAAAAAAGCCUUACAACUUCUACAUUGUAGAUCAUCUCUCUUGGUAAACCUUGCAGCUGGCCAAAUACAUGGAAGACAGCUGUAAAAUUUUAGUUCAGAAAGUUAAGGACCAUCUGUGCCAAACACACAACAUUCAAAGUAUCCAAAGUUGAUGCAGCUGCAGAAGUUUCCCCCAGCACCGAAAAUCACAGAAUUAA
This is a messenger RNA of Stegostoma tigrinum, 4046 nucleotides long. RefSeq names its product RAD54 like (gene rad54l). The transcript has 19 exons. Lineage: Eukaryota; Metazoa; Chordata; Chondrichthyes; Orectolobiformes; Stegostomatidae. The record is from RefSeq and is a predicted model, not a curated record. Gene Ontology annotation, cellular component: nucleus. Gene Ontology annotation, biological process: reciprocal meiotic recombination; double-strand break repair via synthesis-dependent strand annealing. Gene Ontology annotation, molecular function: ATP binding; DNA translocase activity; ATP-dependent chromatin remodeler activity. Bases 1054 to 3156 code for a protein of 700 amino acids.